CUUAUUAUGCAUUGAAGCAGUACUUGACCAUUAUUUUCUGUUCUAAAACGUUGCUUCAAUACGGCUAUUGUAUUCAACCACUGAUGAGUACUAAUUGAAAAAUUUUUUAUGUAUUUUAGGGUGACUUACAGCGUUGCGACACAGACAUCAAACGCUCAAAUUGUUGCUAAUUAUGAAAACGUUUCAAAUACAACAUCAAAUCCACCCUUCCAAAUAAUUCGAAAUAAUCGACCGAAAGGUCGUCCAAAAAAUGUACGGAAACAUACAAAGUUCAAUAAAACAAAAAUUCUGCACUCCACGUCGACUGAUGAUGUUUUAACGCAAGUGAAAAGCGUGAAAAAUACAAAAGUUAAAAAUACUUCAACAACAAUUGCAACAAAAGUGCAACCGUUACAAAAAGAACAAACGCAACAGAUAUUAAAACGAACAUCGUCCGAAAUCAAAGCACAUGUCACCUAUGAGUUGCUUGACGCUGCUCUGGCCUUGGUCAACGAAACAACGACAAAGCAUUACAGUAGUUACGAUACGGAAAUCUCUCAAGGAAAACAACAGCAGCACGACUCAUCACCUCAAACCUUGUUGGCAAUUAAAAAUAAGAAAUUUUCGUUUAUUCCACCUACAAUGUUAUGGUUAGCUUUGACAAUCAGAAGAUUGAGAUUGGAAUUGUUACAAGAAAAAUUUUCUUGGCCAAUAUAUGGACCACUGAAACGGGAUAUUGAUCUGACACUAUCGCCGUCUUCAGUCAAAGCGAUUGUCGGAGAUGGAAACUGUUUAUUUCGGUACGUAUUCAACUGAGUGAAAGUUAUAGUCAGCUCAAUUGCUUUAAUAGCGUUUGUCAGAAAUAGGCUAGGGAGGUUUUUUAAUCUUGUAUGGCUUCCUAUCAAAUAACUAUAUACACAAAAUAUCGCGUAAAUAUGAAC
This is a messenger RNA of Didymodactylos carnosus, 920 nucleotides long. Lineage: Eukaryota; Metazoa; Rotifera; Eurotatoria; Philodinida; Philodinidae. The record is from the annotation of a GenBank genome assembly.